GGACUUGUAGUCCUGUCACGUGUCAGCGCUCUCUGCGGGAAGGUGUCAGGAACCACAGCGGACUACAGCUUCCGGCAUCCCCUGCGACUGCUCCUCCGCCGGUCACUCAGUCCGGACUCAGGCCGGAGAGAGGAUGUUAUCUGGGGCCACCGACACCCACAGCAAGCCGGGCCUGUACCGCUGGCGGAGGGAGAGCAAGGGGCCGGCCAGCAAGCCGGCAUUUGACUAUGACAAUGUGGAACACUGGAUUAAGCGGGUGGAGCAGGCCUCAGAGUUCGCUGUGUCCGAGGUGUUUGCCCCCAAGAAGCCAGCGCGCCGUGCGCAGAGAGAGCCGCGUCCAGUGCUGGACCUGGAAUCUACCGACCAGCUCCAUGAUCACGAUGACGCUUAUACUGAAGCCCAGGACCUGCUGAGCGAGUGGCUGAGUAAUAAGCUGACGCUGGAACUCGGAAGUGAAGAGGAUGAUGAGCCCGAAGAUGAUACCUCAAAGCCAACAAAACCGCCCCCUCCAGAGUUUGUCAAGUACAACAGGUUUGAUGAUCUCUAUCACUAUCUGGAGCAGGAGACGGAGAACUCGAACGCCCAGGAUUUCAUGCAGCAGCUUCUCCAGAAGGAAGUGGUUGAUUCUGGGAUAUUACGGAGCCUCCGAAGCGAUCAGAGCUGCAAACCCGCGAAGCGGCGAGACCCCAGAGUCACUAUGGAAGUGCGACACCAGCAGGUGAAGGAGAACCGGGCUCGUCGGCAGAGGGAGACGGAGAAGCAGCGGCAGACGGCGGCUCUGAAGAAGUCUGCGCUGACCCAGGCCCAGAAGCUGGUGCAGGAGGAGAGCAGGCAGAAAGCGCUAAGGGCCAAGAAAGAGGAUGAGGAGAUCCAGAGAGAGAUGGUGAAACUGCGCAAGGAAAUGAAUGAGCGCAAGAGAACCAUGGAGGAGGCCAGGAAAAUAGAGUGGGAGAGGCAGGAGCUGGAGAAUAAGAGGGCACUGGAGAGACUCCACACACCACCAGGCGGCCGGGAACAUGAGCCAGAGAGGAGGAGACUGGAGAAACACGCCAAGAUCCAGGAGCUGCUCAGCCAGGUCUAUGCCGAAAACCACAGGUGCCUCCAGAAGCACUUCUCCAUCUGGUAUAAGCUGGUUCUAGAGCGCAGGGUGAAGAUGGGCAAGGCUCGGGCUCUGGCCGACUGGAAGCAUCAGCAGAGGACAUUCCGUGCUUGGAGGCACCAUGUAUGGACAAGAAAGCUGGAACGGGAGACUCAGCAAAUGGAGGUGGAACUGAGGGACCAAAACAGGAAACAGCAGGUGGCGGCAGAGUGUUACCAGAAGCGGCUCCUGCGUCACUGCCUGACAGAGUGGCAGCUUUACUGUAGAGCGGAAAAGGAGAAGAGGGAGCUGGAAGCUCGGAAAGAGGAGACUAAAAGGAAGAUGGCGGCUCUACUGGACGCGGCAUCGUCUCUCGGGAGCCCCAAACCGAGAAGUGAGAAUCAGAUGGAGUUGAAUAAUGGCGCCAGUGAAACCACCGAGAAAGUGGUGGAAGAGACCCGAAGUGUAGCCAGCGAUUCUAGAACCCCUGUCAUCCUUCACAGGAACCCCCCAGAGAAGGUAACAUCGGCUCCCAGGCAUGCCUGGCAGGUGACGCGGCAACACGCGGCUCUCACAUCCGAUGAGCUGGAGCAGCACCGUCUGCAUACCCCGAAGACACCCCAGAGAUCAGGCCACCAGGGGAAACCCGCUUCCAGUGGGGAGAACUUUGAGAACCGACACCUCUUCCAGAAGGAGAUGAUUGAAGAGCAGAGGAGGCAGCUGGAGGAGCAGAAACAGAUGAUCCUGGGUCUGAUGGAGAACCAGAGGCUGAUGAUCUGCAAGCAGGAAGCCAAGCGAGCCAGCGCUGUGACCGCAGAACUGUCCGCACAAGUCAUUACACACAAUGGGAUGCACAGGGCAGGAGGUGACCCAUCAAUGGAGGGUCCCUCUCAUCGGAAACAGGAGGCACCUUGUAGUUUGCCGUUUCCCUCCGAACACUCAAAUACUAGUCCUGCCCAAAGCACCGUCUCCACUGCCAGGAAGAUCACCGGAGCAUCCUCUCCUCAUCCUGUGGUCAGAGCCAUGGAGGAGAGGGCAGCACAGCGAGCAGAAAGGAAGCGGUUACUGGAGGAGACGAGAAGGAGACGGGAGGAAGAGAAGUUGGCCCAGCUGAGGGCAGCAGAGAGUCAGAGGCUGGAGAUGGAGGCAGCGGAGAAGGAAAGUCAGCUGGAGAGGAAGAGAGAGGAGAAGCGGCUGCAAAGACAGAAAGAAGAGGAGAAGCAGAGGAGGCUGCAGCGGGAGCGAGACCUGAGUGAGAAGGCGAGGCUGCACCACGAGAAGAGGCUGCUGAAAUUCUGGGGCCUCGGACCUUGGAAGAAGCUGGUGGCGCAGUCCAGACAGGAUAUGGAGCGAGCGGCGUCACAUUACCGCCUGGUUCUGCUGAGAGGCGGCCUGCUGGGCUGGUUACAUGCAGUGAGAGAGAUGGAGGCCGAGAGGAACCAGCGGGCAGAACAGCUGGCGGACACCUUACUGCUACGCAGGACUUUCCAGCAGUGGAUGAAGUACAAGGACUAUCUAUCUGUCCAGGAGGAGAGAGCAGACCGGCGUCAUAAGGCCAAUCUGCGGAGAAAGACGUUCACCGCCUGGCUGAAUCUAGUACAAGAGGAGAAGCUGUCAAUGUGGGAAAAGCAGAGGAGUGCGGCAGAACAUAACCAGAGGCGAGUCCUCCUGACUGCGCUCAGGACAUGGAGCCACUUUCCAAAAUUUAUGAGAGAACUGAGGCUGAAGGAGGAGAGACGGCAGAUGCUGCGACAGAGAGUGGCAGAGAUUCUCCCCGACUUCCGGCUGGGACCUGAGAGCUGACGAUCAGGGAGGAUGGGUGACGCAGGUGCCGACUCCGGACACACUGACAGUACAGUCCUGUAUAAUAAGCCGACUGUUCUGCCUGGGAGGAGCGACGCUGAACAUACAGAGAGUGGGAUAUCUCCUUAGUGUGGAAAUAAAGCUCCGUUUUACUAUUUA
Messenger RNA from Pseudophryne corroboree (corroboree frog), 3040 nucleotides. It is a transcript of the gene CCDC191, whose product is annotated as coiled-coil domain containing 191. The transcript has 17 exons. Bases 134 to 2881 code for a protein of 915 amino acids. The record is from RefSeq and is a predicted model, not a curated record. Lineage: Eukaryota; Metazoa; Chordata; Amphibia; Anura; Myobatrachidae.